GUAUACUUAUACGACCUUUUUUUUUAUGAAAUACUUAUAAGACCUUACGUAUUCUACAUUAAUUGGUUUUUUCUCUUCUACGAGAGACGCCAUUAAAGCAACCUCUGCUCAAGAGUCUCUCUCCAGUUGCAAAAGAGGGUUUUAGCAGCUUCCGUAGAACUUAAUCCAGGAAGAAGGUUUUAUCAAGUCCAUUGAGAGAUUAAUCUCUCAUUGAGGUUUUGCAAGAAGAGGGUUUAGCAGGUUGAGUUUCUCCUUCUGAAGUGGUUUUGCUGGUUUCUGUUGAUGGUGGUGGUAAUUGUAUCUUGAAUGGAUCGUUGUGGCCUCCUUUGGUUUUCUCUGCUCUGUUUGAUCCUGCAUUUUAAACGUUCACUUGUUUUUGUUAGUUUGAUGCCUUUUUUUUCCCAGGGGAGCUUUCAUAGAACUUAAUCCAGGAAGAGUGUUAAUCGAGUGCAUUGAGAAGAUUAAUCUCUCAUUGAGCCCAAGGAUUUCUUGUGAGAGAAAUUAGGCUCUAAGACAUGGACUGGAACGACAGCAGUAAAUCAAGUGACAGUCUCCAAUGGAUUGGUGAAGAUGAAGAGGAAGUCAACUCUAACACUGUUCCAUUCCAUUCAUCUUCAAAUUUUAAUACUCAUGAGGCAAGUACAUCUGCAGGUCCUCACUCCAGUUUGUUCUCUUAUUUUGUUGGAAUGGGCUUCUCUAAAAACAUGGUUGUUAAAGCUAUCAAGGAGAAUGGAGAAGGAAACACGAAUGCUAUACUGGAAACUCUUCUGACAUACUCGAUGAUUGAAAAAUCUCCUUCUGAAUGUGAACUUAUACCAUAUGAUACAGAUUCUUCAGAAAGCAAAAUGGAUGAUCUUGACCAACUAUCAGAUAUAAGUAGUUGUCUUGGAGAUGAGGUUGGGGGGUGGGAGCAGGAAACCAUAGAGCAUUUAUCUGACAGGGAGAAGAAAUUCCUGCAGUUAAUGGAUAUGGGCUUCCCAAUAGAUGAUGCAUCCUCAGCUUUGGAAAAAUGUGGUCCAGAUACCUCAAUUAUGGAACUAAUGGACUUUAUAUCUGCUGCACAAAUAGGAAAGAUACACAAUCCUCAACUACAUCCAAUUUUAGAUGAAAAUAAGCCAGGGUCAAGUAAUUUUCACACUACUCCAGACAAGAAAAGGAAGAAGCUCUUUGAAGCAGAGGAGAGAUGGCAAAAAAAAGUUGAUUCAUGGAGGAGGCGGCAAAAAGAAUCAUAUAAAGAAAGGAAGAAAUCAUUGCUGCAUGAAGAUGAAGAAACUGUUCGUGUACCAAAACCUAUGAAAGGGUUCGGACUCCCAAAUAUGCAAAUGACUGUGUUCAAUAGGAAAAUUCCCUCCGAAGCCAUUGGGCCUCCCUUUUUCUAUUUUGAAAAUGUGGCUUUGGCUCCUAAAGGUGUCUGGGAUACCAUAUCUCGCUUCUUAUAUGACAUACAGCCUGAGUUUGUUGACUCGGUGUAUUUCUGUGCCGCUGCAAGAAAAAGAGGUUACAUUCACAACCUUCCCAUUCAGAACAGAUUUCCUCUCCAGCCUAUUCCACCACUUACAAUUCAAGAUACAUUUCCAUUGAGCAAGAAGUGGUGGCCUUCAUGGGACAAGAGAACUAAAUUUAACUGUUUAAACACUUGCACUGCCAGUGCAAAACUGACAGAGAGGAUAAAAAAGGCCCUUGAAAGUUGGGAUGGGGAGCCACAUCCAAAGACCCAAAAGUACAUUCUUUUUGAAUGUAAAAAGUGGAAUUUAGUUUGGGUUGGCAAGAACAGAGCUGCCCCUCUUGAUCCAGAGGAGAUAGAGGUGCUCAUGGGAUUCCCUAAGCACCAUACACGAGGGGGUGGCACCAGUAGGACUGAGAGAUUUAGAUCUCUUGGAAAUUCAUUUCAGGUAGACACUGUUGCUUUCCAUCUCUCGGUCCUGAAGAAGAUGUUUCCACAUGGUAUUUCAGUACUUUCUCUCUUUUCUGGUAUUGGGGGUGCCGAGGUAGCUUUGCAUCGGCUUGGAAUCCCUCUGAAGAAUGUUGUGUCAGUAGAGAUUUCAAAUGUUAAUAGGAACAUUCUUCAGAGCUGGUGGGACCAAACAAAUCAAAAAGGAAAUCUGAUCCAUGUUGCAGAUGUACAAAAGUUGAGCAUUGAUAGGUUGGAGGAGUUGAUCAAAUCACUUGGUGGGUUUGACCUUAUAAUUGGUGGGAGCCCGUGUAACAAUCUUACUGGGAGCAAUAGGGUGAGCAGAGAUGGGCUUCAGGGUGAGCAGUCUAUUUUGUUCUAUGAAUAUUUUCGUGUGUUAAAUGAUGUUAAGUUUUUGAUGGGUAAAGUUUAACGAUUGGGCUCAUAGGACCUAAAAAAGUAAGUUGAGGUUUUUUUGUUACUAGAUAUAUAAGGAUAUUUCUCUGUUUAAUAGUUUCAGCAAUUGUAGAUGAGUUGUUAUAGAAGGAUGUCUCUCUUACAUCCUAAAUUUCUUCAAAUGUGGUUCCAAACCUGCUGAUGACAUUAAUGACUGUAAAUACACAAUUUCAUUCAGGGUGAUGACAGGCAUAGUUGGAAAUUAUUAGCUGCUUUGGAUUAUCAGAUAUGUGGUGCGAUUAAAUUCUUAAUGAUCUUUUUGGACUCCA
This is a messenger RNA of Macadamia integrifolia, 2616 nucleotides long. Its product is annotated as DNA (cytosine-5)-methyltransferase DRM2-like. Bases 516 to 2324 code for a protein of 602 amino acids. Lineage: Eukaryota; Viridiplantae; Streptophyta; Magnoliopsida; Proteales; Proteaceae. The record is from RefSeq and is a predicted model, not a curated record. Gene Ontology annotation, cellular component: nucleus. Gene Ontology annotation, molecular function: DNA (cytosine-5-)-methyltransferase activity. The transcript has 11 exons.